This is a messenger RNA of Microplitis mediator, 1775 nucleotides long. Its product is annotated as transcriptional regulator ATRX homolog. Bases 86 to 1147 code for a protein of 353 amino acids. The record is from RefSeq and is a predicted model, not a curated record. NCBI's taxonomy places the organism in Eukaryota, Metazoa, Arthropoda, Insecta, Hymenoptera, Braconidae. Gene Ontology annotation, cellular component: nucleolus. Gene Ontology annotation, biological process: ribosomal large subunit biogenesis. The transcript has 3 exons.
AGUAGACACGAGGUGAAAGCACGUGUUGUCAUACAAGUGAUCUUAUUAUUAAUUAUAAAUAAAUAUAUAAAUAAUUAAGUGAAUAAUGACUAAAAUACGUAAAGUAAAGCGUAGACAAAGAUACAAAGUUGAUGUAAACCGUAAAAGACUGCGAAAUAAAUUACGUAAAAAACCAAGUAUUCAAUGCGAGCAGAUAAAAGAUGCAUGGGAAAAUUCAAAAUCAACGCGUCGUAAUUUAUUACAAAUGGGUUUGGCAUACGACGCAAAUAAAGUGUUAAAAGUACCCAGUAAUAAAAAAACUAUUCUUCAGAGUGUAAAAAAAUCAAAAAAUUCAACUGAAGAUGAUGAAGAAGAAGAAGUAGAAAAAGUAGGAAAUAAAAAAGUUCCUAAAAAAAUUCACGUCGCAUUGGAAUUAGAAGCCGAAGCACGAGCACCACGUGUACGUUUAUUUCGUUUGCCGCAAAAUCAAGUUAAUUUCCUUACUUAUUUAAUGGACAAGUACGCAGAUGACUACGAAGCAAUGGCGCGUGAUAAAAAAAAUUAUUAUCAAUUGACUUGGAGGCAGAUAAGAGGAAAAAUAAACGUUUUUAAAGGCAUCCCUGAACAGUAUGCCGAGUAUUUGGUUAAAAAAGGCGAAAUUGUUCUCGAUGAUCCAGAACCUUUGGAAGUUACUAAGAAAAAAAUAGCUGAGGAUAAUUUUAAAAAAUUCAAUACGCCUCAGCCUGGAAGUAAGAGACAGUUGAAGAAAGAGAGGAAGCAGAUGAAGGAAAAAGUCGGUUGGAUUGAAGAGGAUGUUGAUAAUGAUCAUGAUCAUGAUCAUGAUAGUAAUGAUGAUAAUGAUGAAUUUAAUUAUGCUAAGGCUGAUAAAUUGGAAGAUGUUGACUCGAGUAAAACAGAGGGUGGUGAAAAAAUCAAAUUGUUUUCUGAUGAUGAGGAUGAGGAUGAGAAAGAGGAAGAAGUGAAGCCGAAGAAGAUGAGGAAAGAAAAGAAAAUUAUUGAAGAGGUUCUGAGUGAUGACAGUACGGAUGCUGAUUUGGAGGAUGAUGAUGAUGAUGAUGAUGAUGGGGACUUUAAGAACUUGAGUGAUUUGAGUGACGAAGAGCUAUCGGAAGAUGAUCUAGAAUUUUCUAGCGAUUCUGAUGAAUGAUUAUUUAAAUUCAAUUUUGAGGAAGACGAGCGAUGACGUGUUACCUAACAGACGUAAUUUUGAAUGAAUUGGGUUUCAGAUUCAAAACUAUUUUUAAAACUUAUCGGGAAAUUAUUCGAGCACAAAUUCCAUGCUGUCAAAAUUUUUUUAAUAAAAUUCUAAAUUAUUAUGUACCUGAAGAUCGGAACGUUUUUCUCGCAACGAAAAUGAAAAUAAUUUAUGUAAUUUGACUCUAGGUGACUUCGGGGGUAGUUAGGAGUGUCCUAUAAUUUCCGGUUGACGUACGAAACAUUUCAGAAAUCUAAGUCCAGUAGAUUUUUUACUUUUCAUUUCUUUUUUUUUUUCAUUUUCGAUUCGCGAGAAACGUUCCGAUCUUCGGUACAUAAAUUAGUAUAAAAUCUUAUAAAAAAUGUUUGGGAAAAAAAGUUGGAAAUUCUAUGAUCUUAAAGUCAAUUAACUCAGACAAUAAAUAAUUUUUUUUUUUCAACAAAUUAAUUAUGAAGAAAAACAAAAUUUAAAAUAUAUGAUCCUGAAGUUAACAGACAAUUAAAAAUUUUCAGAUAUUUUUUGCAAUGAAUCAAUUAUAAAAAAAAAAAAAUCUACAAAUAUGCACAUGUAGAAAACUAAA